AAAAUAUACCAUGAGUUUCAAGACGAGUAGAGAAAUUCGUGGUGGUCGAAACUCCACUACAGAGAAAGCCCACAUCGGCAGGCCCUCUGAUGCGGUUACACAGGACAAUGUCAAAACUACAUGAAAUGAAGCUGGAUGACUGGAAAGAGGAAGUGGAGCUCGAGCUAAAAGAUAUCACAAGUACUGAGCUCAUAUGCCAUGGUUCGGACAGAUGAAAAAGAUAUUCUGUAACUGGGAUCUCAUUCAAGGCUAAAUACCCUAGCGCGAGUGUACUUCGGAAGUGUUGUUGGAUAUGCUGAUGUUGGUUCGGUUUUGGAACCUUGUACUUUAAUCUGUUCCCAAAGCUCAACCCACUCCUGAGAAAUCAAUGCAAUCAUCAUCACCGCGCUAUUGGUGACAAGCAUAUCCAACAGUCACCAGAAAACGUCACCCUGUCCGACGGUGUUCAAUUACGAUGAACAGGAAGAUAACCAAAACACUUGGUACGGAACGAUGCGAUUGAAAACCAACGUACCUCUGCACGGGAUAUUCAUCGACGUGAUCUUCGAUGGUCAGAUUUACGUAUUCGGGGCUUACUUCAAAGAUGUCACAACUAAGGAUAACCAAAACUUCCACAUCGAGGACAAAUCGUACCGACUGAACGCUGGCGAAACAUUGAUAUUGAAAUUUUACGUUAAACACUCGGAUUACGAGCGAAUUCCGCAACUGCACCAAAUUCGUUUCAAUGGGCAGAACAUUUGCGUUGAUGUGCCCACCGUAAGACCGGUUACCGAUCAACAUGUUAAAACAAGUGUGGUGAGCUCCUCGCAUGAUCGACCGGUAGUCUAUCCUGGUGAAACGGUUAGGCGUGAAAGUCAACCAAAAACCAAUGACAGCAAACAUGAUAACGGUGUAGUUCAUUCUGUUCAACCAAUUAACUCGGUCGUUUAUCAUAGUCCUGAUGACCUUUCUACUAACACGCACGUCUUUUUUGCCUCCCUUGACAAAUCUUUUCAUUCCAUUAAGUCUUCUCAUGAGGAGACCGGUUCCGCUAAAGCCCUCCCGGAGUUACAGCAAGAUCCUUUAAACGUUAAACCAAGAUUUUCAGAUUCAUCCAACAUUUCUAAUGAAUCUAGCAGUAAGCGGAAACAGCAAUCUCACAUCCCCAAAAUCCCAUUUGACUACGAUCCAAUACAGGAUCCUACAAUUUGGAGAAAACCUCCGAAUAGUCAGUAUUCGACUGAGAGAUCUAUUCCCAAGCCAACCAAGCAAUCGACAUCUAGCUACGAACCGUCUCGGGAGAAUAACUUCGCUGUUGGUCGAACUACUAAAGCUCCAGAUGAUCAUCAAUCUAGCAGAGAGUAUCGAACGAGUUCACCGAUAGAAGCCGUUUCGUAUGCUGAAGAAGAUACAUACAAACGGGUGAAAACUUCAACUGCGAAACCAAGCUAUUUUCAGGGAGACUACGCUUUUAUUCAGAACGUCGAAAGCUCAACACACCACAUUAACUCCUACGACGAGGACAUCUGUGGCACGAUCGUACCGAAGGCUAAUCCACUGGUAACCCACGGAUCACCGGCUAAUCAUGCACAAUUCCCAUGGCACGGAGCUCUCUACCGAUCAUCGAUUACCGAGCUGAAGUACCUUUGCGGGGCGACAUUGAUUUCUGCCCGGUUUUCCCUAACAGCAGCGCAUUGUGUGGCACUGGAGAAAUCUCGGCAACCGGUGGAAUCCGGUAGUUUGCUGGUUUACUUCGGUAAGACAAACCUAAAGCAAUGGAACGGACCCGAACAGGAUGCUAAAAUCGAUCGGGUGCUGAUUCACCCGGAUUACAAUUACGAACGGUUCUUUGCCGACAUCGCUCUGUUAAAACAAAAGGACGAUGUUAGAUUUAGUCACUUCGUACGGCCGGCUUGUCUCUGGAACUUUGACGAAGACUACAAGAUACUGAUCAACAAGGUUGGCUUUGUUCCCGGUUGGGGUUACAACGAGAAGGGACUGGUAAGCGAACAACUGUCCUUCGCACAGAUGCCGGUGGUUGCUCACGAGACGUGCAUUUGGUCGAAUCGAGAUUUCUUCAGCAAAGUGACUUCCAACACCUCCUUCUGUGCUGGUUUCCGUAACGGAACGUCCGUUUGUAAUGGAGAUAGCGGUGGUGGAAUGGUAUUCAAGCAAGGCAAUCGGUGGUUCCUGCGGGGAAUUGUUUCGGUUAGUGCUGCUCUGCAGAAUAAGGUCAGCUGCGAUCCGAAUCAUUACGCCGUGUUUACGGAUGUGGCCAAGUUUUUGAGGUGGAUCAACAGUUAUAUGUAGAAAUAAACUACGCGUUAGAUCUUUAAUUGUUAAAAAAUAUAUAGUGUUGAAUUGAAUAAAUGUUUUAAAUCGUUGAAAACAA
Messenger RNA from Malaya genurostris, 2371 nucleotides. Its product is annotated as serine protease gd-like. The record is from RefSeq and is a predicted model, not a curated record. Lineage: Eukaryota; Metazoa; Arthropoda; Insecta; Diptera; Culicidae. The coding region runs from base 493 to 2289 and encodes 598 amino acids. The transcript has 7 exons. Gene Ontology annotation, molecular function: serine-type endopeptidase activity. Gene Ontology annotation, biological process: proteolysis.